Penicillium crustosum is the source of this 1434-nucleotide messenger RNA. RefSeq lists its product as uncharacterized. Gene Ontology annotation, molecular function: FMN adenylyltransferase activity. NCBI's taxonomy places the organism in Eukaryota, Fungi, Ascomycota, Eurotiomycetes, Eurotiales, Aspergillaceae. The coding region runs from base 1 to 1434 and encodes 477 amino acids. The transcript is spliced from 4 exons. The record is from RefSeq and is a predicted model, not a curated record. Gene Ontology annotation, biological process: FAD biosynthetic process.
AUGUCGGACGACGACCAGGAUUUCCUCGACUCUCUAGAAAAAGAGGCCACCGAGUAUAACAAGGAUGUCGAGAUCGACCGCAUUCGCAAGGCAUUCAGCCUCGAUUCUUACGCCGUCCUAGACCUCCAACCCGGUGUUACGGAAAAAGACAUCAAAGUCCAAUACCGCAAGAUCUCGCUUCUCAUUCACCCUGAUAAAACCAAGAACCCCGCUGCUCCAGAUGCCUUCGAUCGACUCAAGAAAGCACAGACAGCUCUUCUAGACGAGAAGCAACGCGAAUACCUAGACGAAUGUAUCUCCGACGCGCGCCGCCUGUUGAUCCGUGAACACAAAUAUACACUCGACUCCCCCGAGCUGAAGACCGAAGAAUUCAAGGUCGAAUGGCGGAAGAAGACGGUCCAAGUGCUAUUGGAAGAAGAAGCGCGACGCCGGCGACAACUCAAGGCGCGCUUGCAGGAGGAAGGUCGUGAGCAACGGAAGGAAGAGGAAGAGCUUGAGGCGCGCAAGCGGAAGCGCGACAAUGACAAGAAGUGGGAGGAUACGCGAGAAGAGCGCAUUGGUAGCUGGCGGGAUUUCCAGAAGGGACGCAAACCUGGUGGUGAUGAGAAGAAGAAAAAGAAGAAGAUGAAGCGACGAAACAAUCCCCCUCUCCCAGCCGUGAUCGCACGAAUCCACGCCCGCGUACAAGCCUUCCUAAACGAAUCCCACGCCCCGGACACGCUGCUAGCCUCUGUGCAACGACAAACGCGCAUCUCUCUAGAAGUAGUCAGCACCGCGCUGCAGCGAUACAAGCUCUCGGAACUCUCCGUCUCCUACAACGGCGGCAAGGACUGUCUAGUCCUGCUGAUUCUGUUCCUGGCCGGGUUGCACCCAACCAGCGCCCGCAAUGAUACGAACCCCUCCCCCGCAGACCUCGAAGCCGAGGCCCAAAUAGCCGCUGCGACGGUCAUCCCGGCGAUCUAUGCGCUCCCGCCUGAUCCCUUCGAUGCAGUCGAAGACUUCGUCGUCUCUUCUGCUGAAGCUUAUCAUCUCGCUAUUACAAAGUACACGACUGCGCCGCCGGAUUCGACGCUCCGGUCGAGCUUUGAGGAUUAUCUGGCGCGUCACCCUGGGAUUCGGGCGAUAUUUGUUGGUACACGGCGGACGGAUCCUCACGGUGCGCAGUUGACGCACUUUGAUCGGACGGAUGGGGGCUGGCCUGAUUUUGUUCGUGUGCAUCCCGUGAUUGAUUGGCAUUAUGCGGAGAUUUGGGCGUUCAUUCGGCACCUGGGUCUAAAGUAUUGUUCGCUCUAUGAUGAGGGAUAUACUAGUCUUGGUGGUACAUCUGAUACCCAUCCUAAUCCGAGAUUGCGGACUGGGGCUCAGGCUGAUGGACAGUAUCUUCCUGCUUAUCAGCUCACGGAGGAUCUAGAGGAGAGGCUUGGGCGCAAUUGA